Molecule: messenger RNA, 1467 nt
Organism: Carcharodon carcharias (great white shark)
Lineage: Eukaryota; Metazoa; Chordata; Chondrichthyes; Lamniformes; Lamnidae
Gene: slc10a4
Product: solute carrier family 10 member 4
Exons: 3
Coding region: 16-984 (322 amino acids)
Biological process (GO): bile acid and bile salt transport
Cellular component (GO): membrane
Molecular function (GO): bile acid:sodium symporter activity
Source: RefSeq, a predicted model, not a curated record
AUUCUGUGCUUCAGCAUGCUGGGCUUGGGCUGCACAGUGGAGGCGAACCACCUCGGAUAUCACCUCAGGAGACCCGUGGGGGUUCUGCUGGCUGCCAUCUCGCAGUUUGUCAUCAUGCCUUUGGUUGCCUUCCUCUUAGCCUUGGUCUUCUCUCUCAGUGAGGUGGCUGCGAUCGCCGUGCUCCUGUGUGGUUGCUGCCCGGGUGGGAACCUCUCCAACAUCAUGUGUCUGCUGGUCAACGGGGACAUGAACCUGAGUAUAAUCAUGACUAUCUCCUCCACGCUACUGGCCCUGCUACUGAUGCCCUUGUGUCUGUGGAUUUACAGCCGAGCCUGGAUUAAUACCCCUGUCGUUCAGCUCAUGCCCUUCGGGGCCAUAACCCUUACCCUCUGCUGCACGUUAAUCCCGAUUGGGCUGGGGGUCUUUAUCAGAUACAGAUCCAACAGAGCAGCAGAUUUUCUCUUAAAGGUUUCCCUGUGGUCCUUGACGGUCACUCUAAUAAUCCUCUUCAUCCUCACUGGCACCUUGUUGGGACCUGAGCUAUUAGCCACCAUCCCAGCUUCUGUGUACAUUGUGGCUCUGUUGAUGCCGCUCGCAGGAUAUGUUGCUGGUUAUGGUCUGGGUACUCUCUUCAAAUUGCCUUCUAACUGCAAAAGGACAGUUUCUUUGGAGACUGGAUGUCAAAACGUCCAACUCUGCACAGCCAUCCUGAAAUUAGCCUUCCCUCCCCAGAUAAUUGGCGGUAUCUACAUGUUCCCGCUACUCUACGCCUUAUUCCAAGCUACAGAAGCUGCCCUUUUUGUUUUAGCAUAUAAAAUCCAUAGAAGAGACGUGUUACACAAGAAGCCGGCAGACCAGGAUGAUGACACGGACGUUUCAUACAAGAAGCUUAAGGAGGAAGAGAUUACUGACCCAGCCUAUGGAGCUAUGAACACGAGUGACCAGCACGCUAUUAUAAUGGAACCUACUACUAACAAUAUGUAAACGUGAAAGCUGAUUGCAACAAAAUGUGAAUCGUAAUAAGCUAACAGAAGAUUCACGAUUAACAGCAGCUGUCCACUAAACCCUUUAAUGGGGUAAUUGAUCGUUAGUCUUGGCAUUUUCACGUGCUCUGUGCGAUCCAGCUUUCGGGGAAUUAGUAUAAUUGAUUCAAAAUUAAUGAAAUUUAACGUGUAGUUUGAGUAAAAAUGUCAACUAUUUUGUAAUCUGUUAGGUGCAAUGUAAAUUAUUGAUAAGCUUUAACAUGUCAACAAAUGAUCCUCCAGAACACAGCUGUGUAUCAAUAUACUUUAUCUGGUAAUCCAAAACUUGUUGGUGUUCCAUGAAUAACUUUAAGGAAGCAUAUUCUAUGUUCAUUUGCAAUUUUUCUAAACUAGCAGAGACCCAUAAAAUAUUUGAAUUUUCUCUAGAAUUAGCAUAGUCACAAGAUGCUGUAUUUUCCAGAGCCGCUUUUAUUCUAAUUGCCAU